AUGACCGACAUCCGCCGGUCACGAUCGAACACGUCCAUGUCCACUCGCAGUAACCGCCCUCCUUCUCGCGCAUCAACGACGAGCGUUCAUUCAUUCGAGCAAUUUCAGCAACCGCAACAGCCCCGGUCUGCCCAAUUUCCUCAGCAGCCGCAAUACCAUGCGCCUUUCACUACAAGUGAGGCGCUACAACCUGCACUCAUCCAGGCUGCGCAACAAGUCAGCGCACAGGACCACCUGAUCAAUAUGAGCUUGGAGAGCGUUCAGCAAUAUCUUGGUUACCCGGCAGAGUCAAACACGAACCAACCCCAACACAGCGGGCUACCGGCGCAACAACAUCACCACGCUUACCACAACUCACUCUCACAACACUCGCAACACUCCCAGUCGUCACAGCAACACAACUUCAUGGCGCCGUCGCUGGACAAUGAGGAGAAGAAGAAGAGACCUUCGGCGUCGGGAGCGGCAACAAAUGACAAAGAACUGCGCCAAUUGUUGAACCAGAACGAGAACCGUGACCUGAAGGAUGUCGCAGCCGAGGUCAUCCAGAACGAUCGGACAUCCAAGGCGGAGAAGUCUAAGCAGCUCUUCGCCAUGCUAUGGCUGAAGUGCGUUUGUCGCAUUGCAAAGACAUCGGUCCCGCGCAACCGUGUCUAUUCAAAGUACGCAGAGCGCUGCGGUACUGAUCGCGUCAUCCCCCUCAACCCGGCCUCGUUCGGAAAACUUGUUCGCGUCAUCUUUCCCGGAAUUCAGACAAGGCGUCUUGGUGUCCGCGGAGAGUCCAAGUACCACUACGUUGACCUUGAGCUCAUCGAUGACAAGAGCGAGGCAGAGGAUGCGCGUAGGCCCAGUCACGGCGCGGCCGCACAUCAUGCUCUGAAGCGUCAAGCUUCUGGUACUCCCAGACUCAAUCUUGAGUAUGUCUAUGCUACUUCCCUUGCUAUACGGAACAAGCUGACAGUCUCUAGCGCCACCCCCCGGUUAACUGCCGAUAGCGCACAAUUUCCUCCACGAGAAUCGCGGAUGGAAGCUCAAGGCAAUUACUAUACUCCAACUUCAUCGCGCGGCGUCCUCUUUACCGAUAUCUACUCGCCUCACUUCCAGCCUUCUCACACCCGGACAAAGACCUCGUAUGAGCACGAGCUCAAAUUCCCUACGCCUGAUAUCCUCGAGGCGCCGGAUGGUUUUGUCGUGGAGCUACCAGAUAUCAAGCCAUAUCUUCCUGCACGUACGGAUCCCGAUUCUGCAGAUAACCUUGUCGCCAUGUAUCGUUCACAUGUUGUGUCAUUGGUGGACUCUGUACGAUACUGCAAAGAAAAGCAGUUCUUCCGCCUCUUUGGGACUUUCCAUGGGACUUUGACUGUGCCUGUACAGAAGUUAUUUGCAACUCCCGAACUGGCACCAUGGAUAAAGGAAUGCGACUGGAUGAUGUACCAGAAGAUGAUCCGUAAUGUCUCUCAGCUUACGCUCCAAGUAGCGCCGCCACCGGUCCUGAAGUUUCUUGAUAACGUCGCAAAGACGCUCCAUGCGCACAUCACCGCCAAAUUUUCGGCGCUCCCCGUACAUGUGCUCGAGGCGAAGUUAGAACCCGCUACUCUGUUCGCCCAUCUUCUCCGCCAGAUGCUCCGUGUCAACUCCGCGGCCCAUGCGGCAGCUGUCAUGCUCACUGCUGAGAGUCAUCGCACUCACAUGUACGCCGACUGGCUCCAGCAUGUAAACAUCAAGCGUAUUAUCGCAAAUGAGCUACCCGGCUCCUGUGCUCACGAGGAGGUAUACAAUAUUCUGUCGACUGAAAUCCGCUCCAUGCUAGGACCACUGCCACAAGACAUUCAAUUGCCUUCUGGAUCGAUCCACCACGCAGCGUAUCCCGAUCCGCCAGCUGAUCCUUCAGAGUCAGUCAUUGACCGUAUCGCAGCGUUCUUGACCCGGUUACCGUCCCGCUUCCCUGGUGCCCAUGCUCGUACCAUCAUGCACUGUAUCAGUGCACUUGGCUCGGCUGCCCUGCGGGAGAUCACCGUAGAAAACGGUGUGAGCUUCCAAGGUUGGUGGCUCACCAAGGUUUUCGUAGAUGAGAUGGCACAAUGGCUGGCAUCGAUAGGUGGCUUUUUAGGACAUGCUCCCCCGGAUUGGAGCACUUCCAACUACUCGCCUGUCAUGGGGGAUCCCCUUAAUGCAGGCAUGACCAAUGGAGGCAGUGGAAGCAACAACGACAGUCGUUAUAGCAGUCUGGAAGCCGACUUUGGACCAGAUCAGUCUUUUAUCUCUACUAACAGCCAUGUUACUAUACAAAACAACGGAUCUAAUCAGGAAGUCAAUUCUGGAAGAUUUGCUCAACAAUCACAAUACAAUAUGAGUUUUGAAUACAAUUACGAUAUGAACACCUCUCAACAAGAGGUGAAUCACGACGACAGUGGUAUCGGCCUUGGCCUCGGCGUCCAGGAAGACGGCAUUGACGCCAAGUUUGCAUCGCACCUAUCUUCAGCUCUCUCGCAGAGCGUCAGCUAG
Molecule: messenger RNA, 2502 nt
Organism: Pyrenophora tritici-repentis Pt-1C-BFP
Lineage: Eukaryota; Fungi; Ascomycota; Dothideomycetes; Pleosporales; Pleosporaceae
Source: RefSeq, a predicted model, not a curated record